AUGGCAACCGCAACAGAAGGCAUCGCUGAUUCACCCAUCCCAGUAGGAGUGCUUUUAACGUACUGCUGGCUAGUGGUUUGGGGCUACCUUCUCGUUCAAGGUCUCCAAAGACAACGAUCGUUCCAAGACUUCUUUUGGGCUGGCAUCGCUUUGAUGGCGAGCCUGAAUAUGGGAUACUUUGUGAAUGGAGUCCCUGAGGCAAUUGCCAACUUUGUUGGUAUUUAUGACACUCUCAUUAACCUUGGAAUCGGCAGUCUUCCAGAAAAUGAAAUACCAGCCAACUUGAUUCCAUGUCACAACAACUCUUGUACCGUUUGGGGUGACCGAUAUGUCCAACAUGCUGCUUGGGCGUCUGCCUUUUAUGAACGCUUUGCCUACGGUCCCAAGCUGCGAUCGUAUAUCUUGCUAGUUCACAUUGCGUGCAAUUCCAUCGCGUUGGUCUUGACACAAAUCCUACUGAUCCAGACGCCCUACAACCCGCAGAAAAAAGCCCAGCACAAGUUGCUAGGGUACAUCACUUUCAUUUGUGAAACAAUUGGCUUGGGCUGUGCAUGUUGGUUGGCUUCCGAACAUGGUGAAAUAGACGAAUAUGGUGGCAAAUGGGCCAAGUACGGCUUUUAUUCCAUGGCAGCUUGUGUCUAUGGAUGUCUUCUCCGUGGCAUCGUGACCAUCCGAGCUGGCGACCGUGUAGCUCAUCGGAUGUGGAUGUUCAGGUUUGCCGGAUCCAUGUGGGGAUCCUUUUGGCUUUUCCGGGUUGUCUUGUUCGUCAUUGAUCCAUUGCUACGCAGUUACAAGGCAGCAGCUAUUCUAAUUGUCAUUUGGGUUUCGGCACCUGCUGGAGUUAUGCUUGGUGACCUGGCACGUUGGUGGGUUGACAAAGAGACGAAAACCAAGGGUGGAUCUAAAAUAGAAUAG
Molecule: messenger RNA, 915 nt
Organism: Seminavis robusta
Lineage: Eukaryota; Bacillariophyta; Bacillariophyceae; Naviculales; Naviculaceae
Source: the annotation of a GenBank genome assembly